AUGGGAGGUUCGCUUGCCAGUAAAUUCAGAAAAGAAACAAACAGCUCCACGAGCCAGGAUUCUUAUAAGGAGUUUAUAACUAGCAUGAUUGAUGGAGCAUUAUUAGCAAACGAAAAUGGAGAAAUUAUUGUUUUUAAUGAGCCUGCUCAAAAUAUGUUUGGCAAGUCAAUUUCUGAUGUCAUUGGAACUCAUUUUAGCAAAUUAUUCAGCGAUGAAUCAAACCCAGCAUUGGAAAAGAUAAUCAAGAUGAUAGGUGAAUUGAAAAAUGAAGAAGCAGCCAAACAUGGAGAUGUUAUUGAAUUGGAGUGUGUUAGAAAGAAUCUUACUAAAUUCCCAGCUGUUGUCACUAUAUUUGUGUCGCAAAUAUCAGGAAUGAAAGGUAAUUCAUCCAGCUCCAUGGUGAUUUCAUGUAUUAUGAGAGACAUUACAUCUGAGCGAAAGCAAAAUUCACUUCUAGCGGAGGAGAAGAAAAAUUCUGAAAAUUUAUUGAGAAAUAUCUUGCCAGAUGCUGUUGCAAGUAAGUUGAAAUCAGGUGAGACAUUUAUUGCUGAGAGAUUCAGUGAUAUUACUUGUUUCUUUAGUGAUAUGGUUGGUUUUACAAAAAUGUCAAGUGGAAUGAAUCCAAGUGAAUUGGUUUUAAUGUUGUCAUCAAUUGUGAAUGGAUUUGAUGAUUUGACAGAUGUUUAUUCAUUGGAAAAGAUCAAGACAAUUGGUGAUGCUUAUUUUUGUGUUGGAGGUUUACAUAAUAAUCCACAAUCUGAUCAUCCUGAGAGAACAUUGAGAUUUGCAAUUGAUACAUUCCAAGUGAUUAGAAAUUACAAUAUUGAACAUCCUCAAAAUCAAUUGAAUAUUCGAGUUGGAAUCAAUACAGGAUCAGUUGUUGCUG
This is a messenger RNA of Naegleria gruberi, 886 nucleotides long. RefSeq lists its product as uncharacterized. The transcript has a single exon. The record is from RefSeq and is a predicted model, not a curated record. The annotation marks the transcript as partial. Gene Ontology annotation, biological process: cGMP biosynthetic process; receptor guanylyl cyclase signaling pathway; intracellular signal transduction. NCBI's taxonomy places the organism in Eukaryota, Heterolobosea, Eutetramitea, Acrasida, Naegleriidae. Gene Ontology annotation, molecular function: guanylate cyclase activity; peptide receptor activity.